AUGGCCCAGGAAGACAAGUUAUCAAUCGAUAAACUUGAUGGUGUGAAGAAUUGGCAAAUAUGGAAGUAUCAGAUGACAGCAAUUUUGGAAGCUAGAGAAUUAAUUGUAUGGUCAUACUGAUGGAACACUAACUCGCCCAAGUGGAUCGGACAGCAGUUCUGGGGCAACUGCGUCGUUUGAAAAAGCUCAAAAGAAGACAAAAGCUCUCAUAGUUACGUCUAUUAAAUCGGAUCUUAUUUACCUUAUAACCGAAUGCCAAACUCCAAAAGAAAUAUGGGAUAAGUUAAAGCAACGCUUUGAACGAGAUACGAUUGCGAACAAAUUAUUUCUGAAGCAAAGAGUUUUCUCCCUAAAAGUGAAAGAGUCAGAUUCUCUUGAUGAACACUUGCGAAGGAUGAAAGUGAUUACUGAUCAAUUGGCCGCUAUCAAAGCACCAAUUCCAGAGGGUGAGCAUAUAGUCGCAUGCAUUAUUAUUAAGUCUACAACAUUCAUAUAACACCUUGGUAACCGCACUAACUGCCAAAGGAGAUGAACUAAACCUGAGUCAACUGAAUCAAGCAUUGUUAAACGAGGAAGAAAAACGCAAGCAAAGUAAGAGUAAAGUCGGUGGUGGUGGUGGAGCUGAGGAUUGCGAAUCUGCAUUGCAACAUAACAAGUUAGAUCGAAAGCCUAUUAAGUGUUAUGGUUGUGGAGAAGGUCAUGUUAUUCCAAAUUGUCCUCAGAAAAAAGAAAAAAACAGUAUCGACGAAAUAAAAAUCAAGGGAAAUUUGACAAAUCAUCAAAGCACAAUGCAGCUCCUGCUCAUGGGGACACUGAUAAGAAUGAUGUUUGUGGCGCUAAUGUGUUUGCUGUUGGACUAAGUGUUAUGAAAGGAGAUGACUACUGGAUUAUCGACUCAGGCGCAUAUCAACAAAUGACUUCAAGUCGUGAUUUAUUGAUGAACUAUCAAGAGAUUUUGGAGCCAGAACCAGUUGUUCUUGGAGAUGGUCGAUCUGUGCAUGCUUUGGGAACUGGUGAAAUAUCCAUUACUAUGCUGCUUGGUCCUAAAAAGAAAGAUGAACGAAAAUCAACUAUGACCAAAGUACUGUAUGUUCCCAAGUUAGCCGCAAAUCUAUUUAGUGCUCGUGCGGCAGCUACGAAAGAAAAAGUGGUGCAAUUUGGACAUACACUUUGCUGGAUCAAGGACUUUCAAGGAAAGGUUGUAGCGAGAGGUCGUCUUGUUGGCAACAUGUAUCGUCUGGACUGCAGAGUAGAAAGACAAGAAAAACAAGUGUCAGUUGCAGAAAGAUCAAGUGACAAAAUAAAUAUGUGGCAUCAAAGGAUGGCUCAUUUGAACGCUGGCCGAUGGUUUCAAGAGAGAUAG
Molecule: messenger RNA, 1363 nt
Organism: Paramuricea clavata
Lineage: Eukaryota; Metazoa; Cnidaria; Anthozoa; Malacalcyonacea; Plexauridae
Source: the annotation of a GenBank genome assembly